Ambispora gerdemannii is the source of this 657-nucleotide messenger RNA. The record is from the annotation of a GenBank genome assembly. NCBI's taxonomy places the organism in Eukaryota, Fungi, Glomeromycota, Glomeromycetes, Archaeosporales, Ambisporaceae.
AUGUUAACACUGCUUACAAUAUCGAUUAUUGGACUUGCAACAAUUCCUCAUUUUAUCAACACUGAAAAGGCGAAUUGGAAAAAUAUGUUUCCUCGUGAUGCAAACAUAAGUGCACGCUCUUUGACGGCUGCACUUAUGCCUAUUUUAUUUGCAUAUAGUGGCUGGAAUAAUUUAAAUUACCUUUGUGCUAAUAUUGCAUACACAAACGUACCAUUAUCAACAAUAACCGGAUAUAAUGAACCUUCAGAAAUCAUUGCUGCUUUUGGAGCAUUGGCUGCAAAUGUAUUGGUCGGUUCGCGAGCCAUUGUAGCUGCUGCUAAAAGAAAUUAUCUUCCUUUCUCGUUACAACUCAAAAAAUGGAAUGAAGAUAUAGAUCCGCCAAUUUUUGCAUUGAUUUUGCGCCGUUCUCAACCCAAUUUAAAUCGUCCAUUCAGUGUGCCUACAAUAAUACCCAAACUAUUCAUUUUAUUCACACUAUUUGUCAUAAUUGGUUCUUUCGUAAACGGUUCAUCAAAAAUAUAUACACUACAACAAUUACCUAACGACGACCAGUGUGAUAGUUCGAAAAACCACGAAUACUUAGGCUAUAAAUAUUAUCUUCCUUAUGUCGUCAGUUUGGUUGUAAUAGGCGUUGGUGCAAUUUUCUGGCCUAGUUAA